GUGGGACACGUGACCGAGACGCUGUCGAUCCUGCGACCCUCCUGGUACAGUCCGGGAGCAGAGGUUUUGCUCCGGCGGGAAAGGGCUGGAGAAACCUCGGUCUGAGGCCGGCGUUCGGAGACUCACGGCUUUCGGAACAGCCGAGCUAGCGGACUUCUCGCCUGGCCCUCCGCUCGCGGCCGUGGGCAGGGCGGGUUAGGUCACUUGCUAAGGAAAGAACCCAACCAGUUUGUCACGUGUUCCUCUCCCAGUGACUUGUACCUCAGUUUCCUUGCCAGUGAAGUGGGCCCAGUGCUGCCCGAAAAAGGUUGCUCUGGGGCUUGCCUGAGACGGGACGCGUGGAAAUGCCCUGCCGAGCGUAAAUGGGGCGAUGGCCUCGCGGGACGGAGCGGCCUGGGAAAGCUCACCGUGGGUCGGGUAGCGGAGCGGAGCCCCAGGGCCUCGGCUGACUUAGUGGGUAUGUGGCGGGCCCGACGCCACUAGGUGUGGACCACUGGCUUUUGUUAUCUUUACGACCUCAGUGAGGGUCAGAAGUGGCCGCGAGCCCUGUAGGAGAGGCCUGGCUGGGGGCGCACAGCCUGGAAGUGGAGAAACACGGCUGGACCCUGCUAAACCCACAGACCUCCGCCAGGUCGCUCUUGCGAGGCAAGAAGCGAGGGUUGGCGAGCCAGCUGGGAGUACCCACCACCUCCAUGCCUUUUGGAGUCACCCAAACCUCAGCGACAGCCCAGCCUGCCCAAAAUACUGAUGAGCUUGGAGGCCGGGGCCCUGGCUUCUCAGUCAGGGUCUCCUCCCCAUGGCGGCAGAGCUGUCUGGCGUUUUCAGCCCUUUAUACCAAGGGCAAGAGGGCCGCAGGCCAGAGCCAACAAAAAAGGAGAAGCAGAGGGAAUGAGAAACCUGGAAGCUGGAACGGGAAGGAGGGAGUGAAAUGGGCAAAGGCCCAAAGAAAAACAACUCCCCCCCUCCUAAGCUUAGUUCAUUUAACUCUGUAAAUACCUACCGAACAUGCCUACUGGAUGCCAGGCGCUUUUUCUAGGCACUGGGCAGCUAGCAUUAAACAAGAGGCAGAAAUCUCUGCCUUCAACAAAAUCUAUGCUGUGUUGAAGUCCACUGUCCUGGAAACCUUUCUUCUUGAAGGCACCUUCCCUUCACUUCUGCUUCAAGUUCCCAUUCCACAGAGGGACAGAAACUCAGUCUCAGUGCAUCCCGGAUCCCACCCUUCAGUGCUGGGGGUUGUGGCAGCCAAGUCAUGUGUGGAUCGCAUGCAGGACACCACGUCCCAUUUAGUUGUCCAGCACAGUUUUAAUUCUGUAGGUGCAGUAUUAAGAGAGGAGGCUGAAGACGCACAUACUUGCUUAAUUUUUCCUUCGUUACUUGCUGGGGAUGGCAGCAGCAGCUUGCGGCUGAGUUUUGGUGUUCUUCCUGACGGUGACAGCCGAGCAGGCACUAGGUCCUUGCAAAAUGCAGGACGCUAGGCAGGGUAUUCACCUUGCACAGUGUCCCUUCUCACACCGCCCCUCAGGUUGGGAGUGAUGGUUUAAUGUGUACGGAAUUUCUCUUUGGGAUGACGAAAGUGUCUGGAAAUAGACGGUGGUGAUGGUUAUGCCACUUUACAACUUUACUUAAUGCCACUGAAUUAUACACUUCAAAUGAUUAAAAUGGUAAAUUUU
Messenger RNA from Sapajus apella (tufted capuchin), 1670 nucleotides. RefSeq lists its product as uncharacterized. The record is from RefSeq and is a predicted model, not a curated record. Lineage: Eukaryota; Metazoa; Chordata; Mammalia; Primates; Cebidae. Bases 1017 to 1475 code for a protein of 152 amino acids. The transcript is spliced from 3 exons.